AUGGAUAGGCACAGCAACUCGCGACAUGGCCGCCAGCCGCUCGCUGACACGACCAAGCGAGUCAACAAUACAACCGUCGUCAGCACGGCGCGUUCCCAUCACAAAGGCAAUGAUGAGAACUACGUAUUGAGGUCCAAGAAGGUUGUCAGAGGCUCGUCAACAUCUGUUGUCGCCGGUACAAGUCAUCAAGUCGAGCGUCAGACGAAAGGCACAUCAGAUCGACCAGUUGCAGUAGAACGGCCUGCGCCAGUCAAUCAGCAUCUUUCAGCUGUUUCUCAGGAAGUCGACCUCGAAGCCGCCCGGCGCAUCUCUCAGUUUUCCAAUGUUUCUUCCAAUGCCUCCACCACAAGACAGCUCAAGACACACAUUGGACCUUGGCAGCUGGGCAAGACUUUAGGCAAGGGGACUUCGGCGCGUGUUCGUCUCGCACGUCACCGUGUUACUGGCCAAUUGGUGGCCAUCAAGAUUUUGUCCAAAAGCACCGCCUUCAUCAACCAGUCGGGUAGUCUGGCGAAUCUUGACCGGCUCGAAUAUCGAACUCCCCAAACCGAUGCGGAAGGCGGUCUUCGUCGAAUGCCGAUAGCUAUCGAGCGCGAAAUUGCCGUCCUUAAGCUCAUCGAGCAUCCAAACAUUAUCAAACUGCUUGACAUAUGGGAGAACAGGUCGGAGAUCUACAUGGUCACCGAAUUUGUUGAAAAAGGCGACAUGUUCGAGUUUAUCCGCUCCGUUGGUGCUCUACGUGAAUGGGAGGUCGUCUUUUACUUCCGCCAGAUCAUGAGUGCGUUGGAUUACUGCCAUUCAUUGAACAUCUGCCACCGAGAUCUCAAGCCGGAGAACAUUCUGCUUCACAGCAGUGGUCAGGUCAAAAUUGCAGACUUUGGGAUGGCGGCUUUGCAACAAAGCCAACACCAUCAGCUCACAACGGCCUGUGGAAGUCCUCACUAUGCGGCUCCCGAGUUGCUUCGACACCAGGCCUACAAAGGCUCAGCGGUCGACAUUUGGAGCAUGGGCGUCAUCCUGUUCGUCAUGCUUGCUGGCUAUUUGCCGUUUGAUGACGACGACCUUGGUGUCAUGAUUCAAAAGGCCAAACGCGCCGAGUACCGCAUGCCCCCGCAUUUGAGCAGGGAAGCUCAGGAUCUGAUCCGGAGGAUGCUGGUGCCCCAGCCUGCGAAUCGUAUCACCAUGGCCCAGAUGUGGCAGCACCCGCUCAUCCUCAAGUACCCCGAUAUUCCACAAUGCUUCGAGUGGGAACAGCGCCAGCAAUCAGGUUUGCAGAAACGCAAUGUCUCGUCCAUCCCUGAGGCGGAGGUGGACAUUCAGAUUCUGAGACAGCUCAAGGCGCUCUGGCACGCGUACCCCGAAGCUGAGCUCAAGCUCAAGUUGGCCCAGGAAAAACCGAACGACCAGAAACUGUUCUAUCACCUGCUCUAUAAUCACCGUGAAGUCCAGUUGGAAAACUACAACAACAACGUACCCAUCUCGAAGAGCGAUUAUCAUCACCUCAAGCCUCCCAACUGGGGCAAACGCAUCUCCACUUGCGAGUUUACCCAGCCAGGGCGAUACGGUCAGAAACGAGCAGUGUCAAAGUUCACAGUCAUCUCGAAUGUGCCGGGGAAAGCAGACAAGGACGAAACGGGCACAAUACGCAGCUAUGAUCCUUACAAUGCGUCCCGGGUGUUCCAUUCUGUCCCGUACGCCAGUCACGCCAAGAUUAUAGUUCACCGCAAUGGCUCUCAGGAUGGCAUCGGACGUUCUCCCACCACUGUCUCGCACUCGUAUCGUUCAUACAGGUCCAAGGGUGGUUCGGUGCGACACCAGCUUCGAAACCCUUCGCAACGGACCGCGACAACAGCCGGUCGUCUGCGAACCCCUCGGGGCUCCAUGGGCUCAAUUCAUAGCCACCACAGCACCCCGAGAGUUCGUGUCAGCAGCAGGCUCUCCAGGCGUGGGGUUGACUUCUCAGCAGUCCGCAAAGGUCAGAAGUAUCAGGGAAGCCGACAUGGUUCUGUGGCUGCCCCAGCUAGCAUUGCGGGCGACAACACGACAUACGACCGCGAUGCCUACUCACCACGGAAAGCCACCAAGACCCCAGGGCCUAUGACCACCGUGUCUAUGGCUGACGUCAAUAACAACAAGAAGGAGGAGAGGGUGCUUUGGGGCGAAGAACUCAAACAGUUUCAUACCUCGAUUGCCCGAGACAUUGACGAAGCCUUCGGUAGCUCACUCCUCGUGUCAGCGCCCAGCGAGACGUUACUUCAGAGCCGUGAAGGGAGCCACUUGAGCUUUUCUUUGGCUGAUUCGUCUUUUGCGCAAAUGUCGCAGUCGUCGCUUGCUGGUCCGCGCUCGUUUGCGAGUAACCAGCGAGAGUAUAGCAGACCAUUGCCUCCAGUUCCGUCCCGAUCCACCGUCUCUCCUCUGUCAAUCCGCAAGCAGAGUCUGGAGGUUGCGCCUGUAACGCAUAAAGUCUCACUCCUUGACCCUGGCUCAAGCAUUCAUCUUCCUGAUCGUCGGGUGGUGUCAGAUCCGAUUCACAACCGCUCAGUGAAGACAGUCAACCCGCUUCCAUCUAUUUAUGAGAGCAGCCCGGAGGCUGUCCCUGCGGAAACCCCAGCUCGUGUUAAGAACAGAGGGCUGGAUUAUUUGUCCCGGGCUGAGAACACCAUUCGGGUGGUGAACUCGCCAACGGCGGUAGAAGGUGGCGAUCCGGCUGCGGUCCCGCGGCCGCUCAACGUCCGCAAGCUAUCUCUCCAUCCAACCAAGAACGAACGCCCUACCACUGUUCAGGAGUCACGAAGACAUGCAUCCUACUCGGGUCAUCAACCGACCCGUUCGGUUGACAAUACAGAGAAUGGCGUUGGUGCGCAGCCCAAGAACAGGGUGUCAUCUUGGUUCAAACGCGCCUCCAAGGAUGGAAACAGCCCUGCCGUUACCCCCACCACCGGGACGUUCCCCCAGCACGGCGAGGAAUACGCCGGUUCGGAGGCUAGCGGGCCCAGCAGGCCUGUCUCGUAUUCCAUCGACGAGCCUGCGGCAUCGCGCGCUCAGAAGAAGAAGGCGUUUGGUUUGUCGUUCUGGAAGAGCAACAAGGAUGGGCCGAAGAUGUCUAUUGGAGAUUCCGAGUUUGAAGAUGUGCACGUCCACGAAGACGGCAGGUCUCAGAAGAGAUCUAAGGAGAAGCACAACAGUAUGGCCGCUCAAAGUGUCUGGUCUGAGAGCGAUGGGGGUGGCCGUAAGAUUGAGGUGCAGCAGAACUGGCUGGCACGGCUAUUCAGGGUCAAGCCGGCCAUGCGAUAUCUUUGCUUUGCCAUCCCCAAGCGGCGCGCGCGUCAGGAGAUGGCGAUCUUGCUUCGUGACUGGCGCAAGUAUGGCAUCAAGGAUAUCGAGGUUGACAAGGAGCGCAACAUCAUCUUUGCCCGUGUCGCUGCCAAGAACUAUCUCAACCUCAAGGAAGUAUCUUUUGCCAUCGAGCUCAUGACCGUCAUUGAGCACGGGAAGCGAAACCAGCUCUGCAUUGCUCGGUUCACACAGGAGAAGGGCGCCGCCAGCAGCUUCCACAAGGUGGUGGAGGCCAUCAGCACUGCUUUCGAUAACCGGGCUCUCAUGGUUACCGACAAGCGGAAGAUCAGUAUGAUGAUCAAGACGCUCAACUCCUAA
Podospora pseudocomata is the source of this 3654-nucleotide messenger RNA. It is a transcript of the gene GIN4, whose product is annotated as serine/threonine-protein kinase gin4. Gene Ontology annotation, cellular component: cytoplasm. Lineage: Eukaryota; Fungi; Ascomycota; Sordariomycetes; Sordariales; Podosporaceae. Gene Ontology annotation, biological process: intracellular signal transduction; protein phosphorylation. The record is from RefSeq and is a predicted model, not a curated record. Gene Ontology annotation, molecular function: ATP binding; protein serine/threonine kinase activity. The coding region runs from base 1 to 3654 and encodes 1217 amino acids. The transcript is spliced from 5 exons.